This is a messenger RNA of Pomacea canaliculata, 2997 nucleotides long. RefSeq names its product serine/threonine-protein kinase TBK1-like. The record is from RefSeq and is a predicted model, not a curated record. Gene Ontology annotation, cellular component: cytoplasm. The transcript has 20 exons. Gene Ontology annotation, biological process: peptidyl-serine phosphorylation. Gene Ontology annotation, molecular function: protein binding; ATP binding; protein serine/threonine kinase activity. Lineage: Eukaryota; Metazoa; Mollusca; Gastropoda; Architaenioglossa; Ampullariidae. Bases 541 to 2967 code for a protein of 808 amino acids.
GUAACAGUUAUCGCCGCUGGCACAUUACGUUUCCCGGAAAAUGGCGUAAGCUUAGCGUGUUUGUUUAUGUUUUAGCGUUCUUCAUUCUGGACCAGACGAUCUCAUUCUGGUGUCGGUUGCUUUAGAAUUAGCAUUUUUUUUCCUGUAGAAGUUCGGUAGUGCUGGCUGAUUUUAUGUCACAUAGAGAUAUGUGCAGCUGACGAGUAGCUGUUACAUGUGUUUUGAAAGAAAAGAGCACACGAAAACUGUUGAGGUAUAUUUGUGCAGCACAGGAUAUAUACAUAUGCGGCCAUUAUUAUUGACGAUAAUGAUCCACUCAUGUGGUUUGGAAACUCACCAAAGUGAAGUGAUCUCUACGUUAUAGUCAGUAAGCAGAACUUUUUACAAAAAUGUCGGGCUUUUUCUGUCUUCCUACCUGUGGCCAGAUUACAUUGUGGAUUACAUAGUAAUGACACCCUUUGACUGAAAGCGAAAGCAGUCUCCUUGUUCUUUUCUUGGACCGAAUCGUUCGUGUGAGGCAGGUGUAAAGAAAGAAAAGCCAUGAUGGCUCAGCUGCCUGGAAAUUUGAAUGGAGUAGAUGCCAGUCGUUCUAGACUUCUCAACUCCCCGGAAAUGGCAACAUUGAGAGGAUCUAAAAAUUAUGUGUGGGACACAGCCAAGUGUCUUGGACAAGGUGCCACCAGCCUUGUGUAUAUUGGCAGAGAAAAGCGAACUGGAGAGGAGGUGGCUGUAAAGGUUUUCACACCUCAGAGUUACCAGCGUCCACGGCAAGUUCAAAUGCGGGAAUUUGAGGUCAUGAAACGGCUGAAUCAUGAGAAUGUUGUCCGACUUCUUGCCAUUGAACAGGAGCAAACAACACCAAAUGGAACGGAUGUGAUCGUAAUGGAGUUGUGUCCUCAUGGAAGUCUCUACAAUGUGCUGGACAGCCCAGAAAACAGCAGUGGUUUGUGUGAAGAGGAGUUUCUCUUGGUCCUUAAACAAAUCACUGCAGGAGUAAAACAUCUCCGAGAUUUUGACAUAAUCCACCGAGACAUAAAGCCAGGCAACAUCUUGCGCUGUGUGGCAGAAGAUGGCAGGUCCAUCUACAAACUCACAGAUUUUGGGGCAGCCAGAGAGUUGCAAGAAAAUGAAGAAUUUGUUUCUCUGUAUGGCACAGAGGAGUACCUGCAUCCAGACAUGUAUGAGAGGGCAGUACUGCGCCAUUCUCGAGGACAGCAGUUUGGAGUGCACGUUGAUCUGUGGAGCCUCGGUGUUACAUUUUAUCAUGCUGCUACUGGAAACUUACCUUUCAGACCAUAUGGAGGCCGGCGUAAUAAGGAGACAAUGCAUCUUAUUACUGCACAGAAAGAACCUGGUGUCAUAUCAGGUGUGCAGCUAACUGAAAAUGGACCUAUAGAAUGGCGCCGAGAACUUCCAGCUACUUGUAGACUUUCUGUUGGUUUGAAGAGGCUCAUCACACCGUUCUUGGCUGCCCUUUUAGAGCGUGACGCUACUCGUACUUGGCCAUUUGAACAGUUUUUUGAGCAGGUAGCUGUCAUCACGUCCAAACUGGUGGUUGAUGUGUUUUGUCCCUCGCUCCCUUGCCCUUUGAAAAUCUAUACUGACAAGGAAGACAGGUAUACAAGACUUCAGGAGCUGAUUGCAGAGCAGACAGACAUUCCUCCUACCGAACAGCUGCUACUGUUUGAGGGACAGAAACUCAGUGACCUUGUGCAGGUGACACAGCCUGUCAGCACUUACCACUUUGACGUUACUGCAACAAAUCCUAUCAUAGUGUACAGUACCACUGGAGCCUUUCCUCAGAAGCCAUAUCUGCCUUCCAUAGGACAGUUUCCUCAAAUGACACAAACAAUGGACACUGAUUAUGACUACCCACAAUGUAAGCGCUGUUGUGGUGUGCUCCAUACGAUCCUGGAGGCAGUAAAAAGUAUCACAAACAUCACUUUCCUAAUCAACCUCUCUGUACAUACAUACAGCGCUCAACUGAAAAGGCAGAUGGACCGUCAACAGGAGUCACUGUCUCGCCUCACCCAGCAAAUAAAUGUGAUCAGUCAAUGGCAGAACACCACUCUUCACCAUCUUGUUCACCAUGUACAUCUCCUGAACCUUCCUGUCCUCUUGAACAGCCCCAUAGAGCCAAAAGUCAGAAGCUGGCUAAAGGUUAUUCAAGCUUUGCAUCAAACAACUAAACAGGAGUGUGAAGAGCAAAUGGAAAAGAUACAAAGAGGCCGUAACCAGGCACUUGAACAAUUGCAGACAGUAGUAACAGUGCUAAAAACAGCAGGGGAAUGGAACUCCAGCCUAGGCUGUUCGCCGUCUGAUAGGUGUGCUGACAAAGUGAAGGUGAUGCUGGAACGUGUAAAGAAAAUUCAGCUUCUCUUCAAAGAAAAUCGCAGCAAGCGACAUUUGAACUACAAUGAUGAACAGAUCCAUAAAUUUGAAAAAAACAAAUUAGGAGAGCUGUGCACAAGAGCUCGAUCCUUGCUGGUUGACCGAUGCCUUUCUUCUAGAAAGCAGCUCUAUGAAGGUUACAAACAGUGGCUGGAAACUGCUCUGAACUGCCAACAACGUAUCAGUCAGGUGGCGGAGACUGUGAAGCAGAUGAAUGACCUUCAUUCACAUCUUGUCAACAGACUGACCUCUGCAGAGGAGAAGAGCAGCAAGUUGACUGACGACUGUGUAGAGCACCUUACAAAAGAGAUGUCUGCAGGUGUUGAUGGCAGCAUGGUUGUCAGCAGACUCACCAAUGGGUCUAACGAGUUCUCUAUAGAGUUUGUCAAUUCUCCCAGCAGCAACAGCGGGAGCAUGACCUCCAGACAAGAGCGGCUGGACAGCCUGCUAGAUGGGAUCUGCAUAUCCCGCAAGACACUCGAGGAAGUGGAAACACUUGUCAGUGAAAACAUGCAACUGAUUCGCAAUUUCAGUCUUCUGACAGAUGAGAGCAAAGCUGGGGAUAACGGAUCUUGACGAUGGCAAAUCUCCAGUAUUGGACAUGGG